This is a messenger RNA of Hermetia illucens (black soldier fly), 1124 nucleotides long. RefSeq names its product procathepsin L-like. NCBI's taxonomy places the organism in Eukaryota, Metazoa, Arthropoda, Insecta, Diptera, Stratiomyidae. The record is from RefSeq and is a predicted model, not a curated record. Bases 47 to 1078 code for a protein of 343 amino acids. Gene Ontology annotation, cellular component: lysosome. The transcript has 4 exons. Gene Ontology annotation, molecular function: cysteine-type endopeptidase activity.
CCUAUACGGAUCGAGAGGAUAAAGAUCGCCAAUAACCGUAUUCGAAAUGUUGAUAUUCAGUGCCUUGUUUGUCCUUGUUGGUUUGGGAUUCGCCCUUCCUUCGUAUGAGCUGGAAAGGGAGUGGAAGCAGUUUCAGCUUGCUUAUAAUCGAAAUUACAAAAAUCCGGCAGAACUUCGUUAUCGAAAAGGAAUUUUCAAUACAAAUCUUGAAAAUAUCAAAAAACACAAUGAAGAAUAUGAAGCAGGACUGCAAUCUUAUAUGAAAGGGGUUAACAAGUUUACUGACCUAACCUUCGAAGAAGUCCAGAAAAAACUCCUCACAUACAAAGGAAACAGCGCAAGCAAAGUCACUGUCGAUCUAGAUAUUCUACAGGUUGCUGACAACGAGCUACCCGAGUCAAUUGAUUUCAGAGAAAAGGGAUAUGUGACACCAGUAAAAGACCAAGGGGAUUGCGGUUCAUGUUGGGCAUUUUCGGCUGUGGGGGCAAUUGAAGGACAGCUCUACGAAGCUACUAAGAAACUUGUAACUCUUUCCGAACAGGAGCUGGUAGAUUGUUCGGAAUCUAACUUCGGAUGUUUCGGUGGUUGGAUGAAAAGUGCUUUUAAAGAUCUCAGAAAACUUGGUGGCAUCGCCACUGAAGAAUCCUAUCCAUAUGAAGGUGAUGACGAUGAAUGCGAGUUUGAGGAGGAUAUGGCAGUCGCUCAAAUAACUGGAUCAAAAAGUUUGCCGAAAAAGGAGGACGCAUUGAAGAAAGCGGUAGCCACGAUCGGUCCUAUAUCAGUAGCCAUUGAAGUUACCGAUAACUUUGUCGACUACAAGGAGGGAGUAUUCUACGAUAAGUCAUGUUCUGGCGAAGAAUGCUUGAUGAAUCACGCUGUUCUGGUUGUUGGAUAUGGAAAGGAUAAUGCGACUGGUAAGGACUAUUGGCUUGUCAAAAAUUCCUGGAGUGAUGAUUGGGGAGAUAAUGGGUAUAUAAAAAUGAGUCGUAACCGCAGAAAUAACUGUAAUAUUGCUUCAGCUGCAAUUUACCCGAUUGUCAAACCAAAAGGAAACUUUUCUAGCUUUGCUGAUGAAUAAAAUAUGUAAUGAAUUUGUUUUUGAAUUAAUUCCACAACAUUCAAUA